GCCAGGCGCGCGGACACCCAUUAUUCUCCUGCACCUCAUCGAGCCAAGGUUUCCAGACAACCGGUUGACGGCUCCGACCAGAGCGAGAGGCCGCUCGGCCAAAGGUCCCUUCUCCCCACCCCCCUGUCUACGGCGGCUGGCUGGUCCAAAAGUAGAUGGAGAGCGACCGCUGGCGGCAGCCGCACUGCGCCUGCUCCAGACAGCUCGGGGUCAGCAGCGCUUUCUGCGCCUGCGCGCUCGGCUGCUAGUUGGGGGGAAUUGGGGAGGUGACUGUACAAAAUGUCUUCCCCUCAUUUUUUUUUUCCAGGACAUGUAGUUUGAUUUUAAACAGCACAACAUUUGUUUUUAGCUUCACACAAAUUCUAAAACCUGCUCCUGUGUUCAACAUCUGAUAUUAGAAGAGGAGGAUUUACAGACACAAAUCUCGACAAACAUCACAUCAAGAUCUGACAGAGUCACGUGAUUAUUCGGGACCUGAAUGUCAUCGGCAUUUGAAACUUGAAGGAGAAAUGUUUGUCUGUUCUGUCUCCUUCAAAUAGUUUAAACACCAGAGCGACUGGAAAGUACCAAAACACACACACCAGAGUGAGAGCAUCCCAGUGCACUGACUGUGGAAAGAGCUUUAACUAGUUACACAGCCUGAAAAAGAUUGAAAGUUUCACAGUGGGCAGAGUCUGUACAUGUGUUCUUUGUGAGGAUGACGCUUCAACUGAUUGGCGAACCUAGAGAUGCACAAGGACGCUCGCACCAUGGAGAAACCAUGGAAAUGUGAGGACUGUGCAAAGGCCUUCACUUGCCCAUCGAAGCUGGAAACUCAUCGACGCAGUCACACCGGGGAGAGGCCAUUCACCUGCUCUGAAUGUGGGAAGGGAUUCAGUGAUUCAUCCACCCUACGGAAUCACCAGCGAGUUCACACCAGGGAGAGGCCAUUCUCCUGCUCUGAAUGUGGGAAAGGAUUCAGUGAUUCACCUGCGCUGCUGGUACACCAGAGGGUUCACACUGGGGAGAGACCGUUCACCUGUUCCAUGUGUGGAAAGGGAUUCACACGGUUAUCCGCCCUGCGGAAUCACCAGCGAUUUCACACUGGUGAGGGGUUGUUCACCUGCUCUGAAUGUGGGAAGGGAUUCACUCACUCAUCCCUCCUGCUGACACACCAACAUACUCACACUGAGGAGAGGCCAUUCACCUGCUCUGAGUGUGGGAAGGGAUUCAGUCAGUUAUCCAGCCUGGUGAGACACCGACGCAUUCAUACCGGGGAGAGGCCAUUUACCUGCAUUGUGUGUGGGAAGGGAUUCAGUCAGUCAUCCAGUCUCCUGGGACACCAGGGCACUCACAGCAAUAAGAAACCUGUUCAAUGCUCUGACUGUGGGAGCUGCUUUAAAAACUCAGCCUACCUGAUGGUCCACCAGCGCAUUCACACUGAGGAGAGACCAUUCAGCUGCUCUCGCUGUGCAAAGAGGUUUAGAACAUCAUCCGACUUAUUGAGACAUCAGCGAGUUCACACUGGGGAGAAGCCAUUCACCUGCUCUGAGUGUGGGAAAGGAUUUACUCAGUCAUCCCACCUGCAGACACACGAGCGAGUUCACAGUGGAGAGAGACCAUUCACCUGCUCAGUUUGUGGGAAGGGAUUCACUUGUUCAUCCAAGCUGCUGAGACACCAUGGCAGUCACACCAAUUUGGAUACUGAUGAAGGUUUAGAUCUUCUGUUCGGGGUCAUUGGUGAGAUUUACAAGAAAGACGAUCUCUUGGAUGCCUAUGAAACAUGGUCAGAAUUUGACAGGUCUCAAAUGGGGGUGAAAGCAUCGUUAGCACAUCUAGAUAUCACAACAAAAUUAAAAAUCCAGCUAAAAGAUGCAGGGGUGGUUGAUGAAGAGUAUACGAGGUUCAUUGAAGAGAUCAGUGCAAAGUGUGAAAUCUGUAAAAAGUAUCGGAGGACACCAUCACAUCCUAUUGUUAUCCUUCCCUUGGCACGUGACUUUAAUGAGGUAGUUGCCAUGGAUCUAAAAGGUGAUUAUAGACCAAGUCAUGGGAAAUGGAUGGGGACUGGACCUGGGGCACCAACUAAUAAUGGAGGGGAAUUUGUGAAUGACAAGUUUAGAAAUGUGUGUGAAAACAUGAACAUUAUGGUCAUGAACAUCACAGCUGAAAGUCCUUUCAGCAAUGGACUCUGUGGAAGGAAUCAGGUGGUGAUCGAUGAAAUGCUGCACAAAAUUUUAGCUAAUCAGCCAAACUGCAAGUUUACAACUGCACUGGCACGGACGAUUCAUGUGAGUAAACAGGUAUCCAAGGAUGCUGAGGGAAGUCAUGUGAUUCAUCAGGACGUGAAGGGCAUUGGCAAUAUGGAAGGGGAGAGCAGCAUAUACCAUGUAGACAAACCUUACACAUGUUCUGUGUGUGGACGUGGAUUCAACCGAGCGUAUGACCUGGGGAGGCACAAAUGUAUCCAAAAUAAGGAGAAGCCAUGUAAAUGUGGGGACUGCGGGAAGGUGUUCAGUUACCCCUCUGAGCUGGAAACUCAUCGACGCAUUCACACUGGGGAGAGGCCGUUUACCUGCUCUGUGUGUGGGAAGGGAUUCGUUCGAUCUUGCAAUCUGCGGUCACACCAGCAAGUUCACAGUGGAGAGAGACUGUUCAUCUGCACUAUGUGUGGGAAGGGAUUCACUCGAUUUUCCCACCUGCUGAGACACCAUAAAGUUCACACUGGGGAGAGACCCUUCACUUGCUCUGUGUGUGGGAGGGGAUUUUCUGAUUCAUCUGACCUGCUGAAACACCAGCGAGUUCACACAGGGGAGAGACCAUUCACCUGCCCCACGUGUGGGGAGAGAUUCACUCAAAUCUCUCACCUACUGAGACACCAGCGAACUCAUACCAGGGAGAGGCCCUUCAGCUGCUCCAUUUGUGAGAAAAGAUUCACUCAAGCGUCCAACCUGCUGCGACACCAGCGAGUUCACACUGGGGAGAGGCCGUUCAUCUGCUCUCUGUGUGAAAAGGGAUUUGCUGAGUCCUCAACCCUGCUGAGACACCAGCGAGUGCACACGGGAAGAGAUCAUUCACCUGCCCCAUGUAUGGGAAGGGAAUCACUCGAUCAUCCAACCUGGUGAGACACCAAUGAGUUCACACGUGGGUGCACUGCUCUGAUUAUGCUGCUGUUUAUCAGAUUCAGGAGUGAAUCUUGUUAAUUAUGAUAUUGGGGAAGUGUUAUUGAUGUUGCCCCUAAUGACAGUAACUGGGCUGGUGUUGACAGACUUUGCAUUUCUAUAACGCCUCUCACAAUCUCAGGAUGUCUUUGUGCACAGUAAGCCUCCACAAACAGCAAUGUGAUAAUGAGCAGAGACGAUCUAUUUUUAGUGAAAUUGGUUGAGGGUGAACUAUUGGCCUUACUGGGUAGAACCCCCUGCGCUCCUUCAAAUUAAUGGCCGUGGGGUCUUUUACAUCUUCCUGAGAGGGCAGACAGGGCCCUCGGUUUAACAUCCUUAUAUCUCCUUAUGUGGGUCAGGGUCAUUGCUCCUAUGAAGUCCUUUUGGGAUGUUUCUCACUGCAUGAAAGGAGCUUUAUGAAUGUGACAUCACAGACAUAGAUGCACUGGAGCAGAUGAUGCUUGUGUGUGUGUCUGCGCUCACUCAGAAACUGAGCUGCAGGUCAUUUAGUCUUCUCCAAAAUAGGUCAGAAAAUGGGCCUUUAACUUAACACUCGGAAAACUGUUACAAGCGGCUCCCACAGCAGAGUACCUCCCUCCCGCUAUUAGGAUCAACGGAGAAAUCGUGGAAAGUGUGGACCAUUUUCCAUUUCUUGGGAGCCAUCUCUUGGCAAAGAUGGGCAAAGACAAUGUGCCCACUCAGCCAUCGCCCGACUGAGGGAAAGAGCAUUUGAGGACCAGGAUCACAAAUCUGAGACUAAGGUCAUGGUUUACAGUGAUCCCUGCACUGCCAUACGCAUCAGAGACUUGGACAACCUAGAACAAGCACCUCAAGACUCUGGAGAUGUACCACCAGCAGUGCCAGUGCAAGAUCCUCCAAAUCCAGUGGUGGGGAAGGUGGUCCAACAGCAGCGUUCUCUCCUAGGUCAACCUGCCCAGCAUCAAGGCACUAAUCACUCUAAACCAGCUCCGCUGUGCAGGACGUGUCGUUCGUAUGCCUGAUACCAGACUCCCAAAGCAACUGCUCUAUUCAGAACUUUGCCACAGCAGGAGACACUUGGGAGGAUGGCGAAAACACUUAGAGAUGUCCUCAAAGCAUCCCUGGAGAGAUCAAACAUUCUUGCAGUCUCAUGGGAGACCCUGGCUUAUGACUGACCAAAAUGGAGGAAACUCAUUGGGGAAGGCACUGAACAUAUUGGGAACAUGUGGAGACGAAGUCAAGGCAUUGGAGGGAGCGCACAAACUGCCAGACGCCCCCCCAUCCAACAUUUCAAGCACCACCUACCCCACAUCUGGCAGAGUCUCACGAUUGCACUUUGGGUUUAUCACCCAUCUCUGAACUCAUUGAACGGAGUUCCCAAGGGACUACAUAAGAAGAGGAGAGGGUAAAGCUGACCCAGCUGCUGCUGAGAGUAUGAAUACAUGGGAACUGCCACAGAGCCUAGAGCAAAGAGCAAGAGGUAAAACAAAAACCAGGAUGAAUUAAUCUGCUUGUAAAAUGCCUAAUGGCAUAUGUGGGAAUCUGUCCAACUUCUGUAAAAUAAUAAUACAGGGAGUGGGGAGGGAGCACUGUCAGGCUGACCUUGACCAAAGGGUGAUAUGCUGUGUAUCAUUCCCAUCUCCCAGUGUUAUUAAAACCCGACUUCAAUGCAGCAACAAGUAAACUGAAUAAUCAGGGAAAUGUUUCUUUAAGUGACCCCAGUGGAAGGAGCAAUAAUUUUUGCAACACCCUGUAAAAUUAAUUUGAACCCUUCCCCGAUUGUGCUAUCUAACCUACCUGCACGGACCAUGGCCCCAGCUCAGAUGAGGCGCAGCCCAUCCGUCUACAAUUGUUAGACUUCAUUGCACCCUUUCCCAGGGCUGUGGAUUCACUCUAGAAUCUAUCCCCCACCCCCUCCACAAGUGUCCACACCCUCAGUGUCACCUGAAAGCUGCUCUGACAGUGGUGCCUCAUUACCUACUACCGCUCCUGGAGGAUCCCACCCUGCCUCCGCUUACCCUGGCCUCCCGCUUACUAUUUCCAGUGAUCUCUCCUUCCCUGUGGGUGGGGGUAGCUACUGUCCCCUGGAGCAUGUGCUCCAGGAAAUCCUCAGCCUCCCUUCCCAUAGUGGGUAAGAACAUGGCAGCUAGAAUAUAAUGUGGGAGUGUGAGGUUAUCCACUUUGGUAGGAGGAACGUGCAGAGUAUUUCUGAAAUGGUGAGAGAUUGGGAAGUGCUGAUGGCCAAAGGG
Messenger RNA from Carcharodon carcharias (great white shark), 5365 nucleotides. Its product is annotated as zinc finger protein 271-like. The record is from RefSeq and is a predicted model, not a curated record. Lineage: Eukaryota; Metazoa; Chordata; Chondrichthyes; Lamniformes; Lamnidae. Gene Ontology annotation, molecular function: RNA polymerase II cis-regulatory region sequence-specific DNA binding; DNA-binding transcription activator activity, RNA polymerase II-specific. Gene Ontology annotation, cellular component: nucleus. The transcript is spliced from 7 exons. Gene Ontology annotation, biological process: regulation of transcription by RNA polymerase II. Bases 729 to 3101 code for a protein of 790 amino acids.